GAGGAGGGGAGCUGAGGGAUCAAACGUCUCCUCACUGUGGAGGGAUUGCCUCCCAUACAGCAGGGGGCGAUACACUGUGGCCUUUCUCUUCAGCAGAAAAGCACAGCUGCAGUAAGGAUCUACUGAUGGCCAGUAAGAAGAAUGUAAUAGUAACAGGCUUUGAGCCUUUUGGAGAGCAUGAAGUGAACUCAAGCUGGGUGGCUGUGCAGGCACUGGAGCGAUUAGGGCUGGGUGAGGCAGUCGACCUUUAUGUGUGUGAGGUCCCUGUUGAAUACCAGGCUGUUCAGUACCUGCUGCCAACUCUGUGGAAACAGUACCAGCCACAGUUAGUUGUCCACGUUGGAGUUUCUGGAAUAGCUACCACAGUUACUCUGGAGCAGCGUGCCCACAACAAUGGGUACAAACGGGUGGACAACUGCAGCUUCUGCCCACAGUCACAUUGUUGCAUGGAGAACGGCCCUGACUCCCUCAGCUCAGUCCUGGACAUGAACGCAGUCUGCAGACGGGUUAAUGACUCUGGCAUCGGGGUGACCGUGUCAGCAUCUGAGGACGCUGGAAGGUAUCUGUGUGACUACACCUACUACAUUUCUCUGUACCUGAGCCAGGGCCGAGCUGCGUUCGUCCACGUGCCCCCACUCGGGCAACCCUACAACAGCCUAGACCUCGGCAGAGCCCUUCAGGCUAUCAUCCAGGAGAUGCUGAACCAGCUGGAUGCAGAUCACCAAGACAACAAGCAUGACCACCAGCAUUCCAGUGAAUUACAAACUCUCAGCCCAGUUUCUUAAAGUUGGACGGAUCAAAAACUUAAAUUGACCAAAAUGAACCACUGACAUCUUUGAAAACUAAACUCAAAGUGAGAAGUAGAUUUGUGAUUUGUUUGUGUAGGAUGGAAAUUUGCAGAAUGUGAGACUCACAGUGAUGAAGCGGUGCCUGCAGAAAUAUGGAGAUCAUUUAGUCUAACUGGCUGCUUUUGGCAAAAAUGUCACUGCAAAAAAGUAACAUAUUUGUUAAAUGUGAAACAGUUUGCAGGUUGUAAACAGAGUGCUGUGUGUGUGUCUGAAUGUGUGAGGUGUGUUCAGAUCUCUGCUUCUAAUCUUUCAUAAGACUGAAACCAGCACCUUUGUGAACACUGUGAUUGUUCUAAUGAGAGGGUAUCUGUGAAUUACAGUUAUGCUUAACUUGCUGCGUCAGCAUUUGAACUGAGAUUCUUCUCCUUUCUCAGAAGCUCUUCCACCAAAUUGUUGUCUUUGAAAUGGCUCACUCCAGAGAAAUGCGAAAAACUUUUGAAAUGUGUAAAAACUUGGUAGAAUAGCAUGUUCAUCUCAGGGAAUAUAGUGUGUUUGUAAUGCAGCUUUGUAAGUUAAAAUCAAUGUGAUUAAAUCAGUUCACUGUUCAUUCUUAAUUCCUUUAAAUCAGGCUUUUUCAAAGAGCAGUGUGCAGACUGCUGGUAGCCUCUGAGCGACCCCUAGUGGUAUGUGAGCAUAUUGGCAAAAUAUCACAUUUUAAAUUAAUAGGGCAUGCGUGGUGGCCAAAAGGUUAAAUGCUUGUGCAGAAGGUGCCAGGUUCAAAUCCACCCCUGCCCACUCUAUAUGUAAUGUGGAGUUGUGUCAGGAAGGGGAUCUGGCAUGAAAAAAACAAAACAAAACACUUGUGCCAAAUCACCAUGCUGGACCAUCUACCCUUGGAUCUGCUGUGGUGACCCUGAGUGAAACAAGGGAGCAGCUGAAAGAAUUUACCAUCACAUUUUAAAUUAAAAUCAUAUUCUAACUGAAAAGUGUAUGUCAAACAGUUUUAAAAAGCUCCAAAGUCUAAUAGAUAUCAACAUAUAUGUAUUAUUUUCACUGUUAACUCUACUCGUAUGUAAAUUAUUAUUGUUUCUGGAUAUUUGGGAAGUUAGGUGAUCUGCAAGAUUUUUUUUAUUUAUUGGUUAAGUAGUCUUUGGCUUGAAACAAUUAGAGAAAAUAUAACACUUUUAUUUGUAAUUGUAUAUCGAUAGCAGAAUUGUAAUUGACACUCUCGGGUCACACAGCAGUGAUGUAAGAUGGGUUAUUGAAUAACAACAAAUAAGUAACAAUUGCUACUUGUUCAUUUGCAUAUUACACAAGCAAGCAUAAAUCCCAAAUCAGAAAGGAAAAUCAUAGAUACUAAUGUUUCGAUUUAUUACCUCCGCCAACAAAGUUGGAGGAGAUUAUGAUGUUGCUUGUUUGUCUGUUUGUUUGUGAACUGCCUGGAGCCCACAAU
This is a messenger RNA of Thalassophryne amazonica, 2241 nucleotides long. RefSeq names its product pyroglutamyl-peptidase 1-like. The record is from RefSeq and is a predicted model, not a curated record. Gene Ontology annotation, biological process: proteolysis. Gene Ontology annotation, cellular component: cytosol. Lineage: Eukaryota; Metazoa; Chordata; Actinopteri; Batrachoidiformes; Batrachoididae. Bases 126 to 785 code for a protein of 219 amino acids. The transcript is spliced from 7 exons. Gene Ontology annotation, molecular function: pyroglutamyl-peptidase activity.